Molecule: messenger RNA, 1164 nt
Organism: Brenthis ino (lesser marbled fritillary)
Lineage: Eukaryota; Metazoa; Arthropoda; Insecta; Lepidoptera; Nymphalidae
Source: the annotation of a GenBank genome assembly
AUGGCACGCACAAUUUAUUUAUUAGCUUAUCUUCUAAUGGCACUACCGCUUAAAGACACAACAGGUGUAAUGAUGCGAACCGGGUGCACCGUGGCUGUGGCCGUGGCCACUCUUCUUCUCUGCUGUAACGCUGAUUUACACCAGGACCAAGACGUAGGAGUGGGAGAGCAUCACUCUGGUGAUAGCUACGAUACAAGCGAUUAUGGACAAAAAGAAGAACUAGAAAACUUUUAUAGAUUUCUGGUACAGUAUGAAAACGAAAUUGCCAAUAGAAAUUUGGGCAACCUCGGUGGAAGUUCUAUUUUAGGAAGAAACAUCAAUAACGAAGGUAAUGCUUAUGGAAGAACAAAUAGACUAGGUGGCAACACUCUCCUUGGGAGGAGUCUAGGAUUUGAUGCUAAGCAUUUCAACCGAAUUGGAGGGUCAUCGCUAUUAGGUAGAAGUACUGAUGAAAAAAUGCAAUAUGCUAGAUUUCUCGAUCCUCUAGGGGGCAGCAACUUUGUUCGUAAUCUAGACCCUAUUGGAGGAGGAAACUUAGUAAGGAACUUGGACUCCAUUGGCGGUAGUAAUUUCGUUAAGAAGAAUCUCGAUCAAAUAGGUGGACCAAAUCUGGUUAAAAGAACCUUAGACUCCUUGGGAGGCGGAAAUCUUGUGCGAAACUUAGACUCUAUUGGAGGCAGUAACUUCGUUCGACACGUCGACUCUCUCGGGGGUCACAAGCCUCGUAAUUUGGAUCCUCUUGGUGGUGGGCACUUGAUGCGUCAGGUUCGAGAGUUACGCCUUAACUACUUCCCCUACUUCUUGGGUAGGAGAUACGAUUACGGCAGCCCAUAUGGACGGAAACAUGACUCUUGGUCACAAGGAUCACCAAUCGAGUACGGAUAUUACGGAGAAGGACUUCCCAAGCGCAAUUUCGACGAGAUUGACCGAUCCAACCUCGACAGCUUCGUAAAAAAGCGGAACUUUGAUGAAAUCGACCAGACUUCUAUGCCAUUCCCUUUCAAGAGAUUCUAUCAUCUUUAUGGAUCCAACAAUUUGGACACCCCUGUGUCUAACUUUGACAAGAAGAGGUAUAGACCAGACUAUCCCAUGGACGAGAUCGACCUAUCGCAGUUCCCCAUCGGUUCGAAGCGUUCUUCUGACUUCCCCGCUUCUCACGCACGA